Asparagus officinalis (garden asparagus) is the source of this 1128-nucleotide messenger RNA. Its product is annotated as poly(ADP-ribose) glycohydrolase 1-like. Gene Ontology annotation, molecular function: poly(ADP-ribose) glycohydrolase activity. The coding region runs from base 82 to 1113 and encodes 343 amino acids. Lineage: Eukaryota; Viridiplantae; Streptophyta; Magnoliopsida; Asparagales; Asparagaceae. Gene Ontology annotation, cellular component: nucleus; cytoplasm. The record is from RefSeq and is a predicted model, not a curated record. The transcript has 5 exons. Gene Ontology annotation, biological process: regulation of DNA repair; carbohydrate metabolic process; nucleotide-sugar metabolic process.
UUUAAAAAUAUCUCGUUCAGAAAAGGAGGUUUGUCGUCUCAUCUCUCUCCUGAAAUUCUCCCGCUGAUUUUUCUCUCCCAGAUGGAAGAGACCAGAGAAGAUUUGAAGUCGAUUCUUCCCUAUCUGCCCCUGAUCCAUCGCUCUUUAUCUCUAUUCUGGCCCCCGAAAGCCCUGGAAUCCCUCAAAGCCCUAGCGUUGGGCCCCGAUCUUAGCAGAGUUGAUUCAGGAGAGGUUUUAUUUGACGCCAUCCUCGAUCUCAGAGAAUCCGUUGGCCUUGCCGGUGAUCCGUUGGCAUGGAGAGCGGCAGAAGGGUACGCUCUCUUCUUCGACGAGCUGAUAUCUAGAAUGAAUUCCAGGGUGUGGUUUGGAGAGGUAAUUCCAGCACUGGCUAAUUUGUUGCUCCGGUUGCCUUCUCUUUUGGAAGCACACUACCAUGAUUCUGAUGGAAAUGUUGGGGAAGGAAAAUCUGGGCUUCGGAUAAUGUAUCAGCAAGAACCAGGCAUUGUGUUUCUCAAUCAGGAGUUGAUAGCUGCUUUACUUGCUUGUGCAUUCUUCUGCUUGUUUCCUGCGAGUACCAGGGGUGAAAAUUAUCUUCCAACUAUCAACUUUGACUAUUUAUUUGCGUCCCUCCAUCCAAAUUUUAAACAGAACCAAGAACAGAAAAUCAAAUGCCUAACUCACUAUUUCGAGAGGAUAUCUUUAAGCAUGCCCACUGGUUUUGUGUCAUUUGAGCGCAAAGUUAUUCCAUUUGAGCAGAGUUCUUUUAGCAUUUCAUAUCCUGAGGCUGUUCUCUGGAGGAAAUCCACUGUUCCUCUUUGUCCGUUCAAGGCAUUUUCUUCAGGCUUGAUAGAAGACCAGAAAUAUGACGCGCUUGAAGUAGAUUUUGCAAAUGAAUAUUUGGGCGGAGGUGCACUUCAUAGGGGCUGUGUGCAGGUUUUUCUUUUUGAACUUGAAUGGGUAGAUGUUAUUUCCUUGAGUUUUAUAUUGCUUAAGAAUACUUCUAUGUUACUGUUUGUUUUCCCAUCUUAUUCGAAGACUUGUAACUGUAUACUUUGUUCUUUUUGGUAUUUCUUGUUUUUAAAACAAUAUGUAAGGCAAGAAACAAAGUGCUAAUGCAGACUUCGUAAU